Messenger RNA from Chaetura pelagica (chimney swift), 764 nucleotides. RefSeq names its product charged multivesicular body protein 4C (gene CHMP4C). Bases 339 to 671 code for a protein of 110 amino acids. Gene Ontology annotation, biological process: vesicle budding from membrane; late endosome to vacuole transport via multivesicular body sorting pathway. Gene Ontology annotation, cellular component: ESCRT III complex; cytoplasmic side of plasma membrane; multivesicular body. The record is from RefSeq and is a predicted model, not a curated record. NCBI's taxonomy places the organism in Eukaryota, Metazoa, Chordata, Aves, Apodiformes, Apodidae. The transcript is spliced from 6 exons.
CUUGGGAAUGGGCAAUGGGCUUUUCUAGUGCCGUUCUUAGACCUUCAGUGAAAUCUCCCGCAGUGGAGGAGGAAGCUGCUCUCCCCUGUGGUGCUAAAAGGAGUUAAUCUAAAAGAGGCUUCCCAGCAUGUCCAUGCAACAGCAUGUUGGUGAUAAACAGGCUGCUGAUCUGGUGUGGGCAAAGUUUGUCUCCCUACUAGUAAGCUGCCUUACAAGCACUGAAGAGAAAAAAGAGAUAUGAGAAACAGUUGAGUCAAAUUGAUGGGACACUUUCAACUAUUGAGUUCCAGAGAGAGGCACUGGAAAAUUCCCACACCAACACAGAAGUACUCAAGAAUAUGGGUUAUGCUGCACAAGCUAUGAAAAAAGUGCAUGAAAAUAUGGACUUGAACAAAAUUGAUGAUUUGAUGCAAGAUAUCACUGAACAGCAAGAUGUUGCCCAGGAAAUUUCAGAUGCCAUCUCAAACCGAGCUGGCUUUGCUGAUGAAUUUGAUGAGGAUGAGUUGAUGGCAGAAUUGGAAGAACUGGAGCAAGAAGAAUUGAACAAAGGGAUGAGAGAUGUCAGGUUGCCAAGUGUUCCGUCCACAUCGCUGCCUUCUCACCCUGCAUCGACCAGGAAGAGAGCGGAGGAUGAAGAUGAAAUGAAGCAGCUAGCUGCCUGGGCUUCAUAAGAGCAUGGUCUUUUUAUAGCACUGGACAUUGUAAUGUAGAUGUAAAGAGCUGUUUUAUAACUGUACCAAUUUAGUGUGGUUGUAUUUCACACA